AUGAAUAUAUCUGGAAUAGUUGAUUGGUAUAAAUGUUGUUAAUUUAGGAUUCUUUUGCAUCCAAUUCAAUACCCAGGCAGACAUAACUAUUAAUAAUAAAGAACGUUGUCGAUUUACAGAGAUCUUACUACAAAGGAUUAAUUUCUAUUGGUUAUUAAUUCAUUGAAAGAAUUGUUAUAAGAUUGUUAUAGUAAAGGAAACUCUUUACAUAUUCAUAAUUUAGGGACAUUUAGUUUUGAAUUUAUAUGUCCCACUGCAUAAGCGAUUCCAACUAAAUAAACAACACAAUUAAAAUAAUUACCGAAAUUAUAUCAAAAUAUUAGGCCUUGUUUUAUAGUAGACCCAUAUUUAUAGAAAUAAUUAUCUCGUUAUACAUAAAAGGAUGAAAUUAAUAAGAGUUAAGGAGUUGGAAGCAUAUACAAUCAAGGACAUGCAACAUAAUUUUGUAAUCCAUAAACACUCUCGAACAUGUGUUAUGUUGAUAAAUUAACAAUUGAAUCAAUUCUCAAAACAUUUACAUAAGCAAUAAAUGAUUUAAUAAGAACAGGACAUGAUGUAAAUCUAGAUUUUGGAUUAAGUAUUAUAAAUGUUAAAAAUAAAAAUUUGUAAUAUAUGUUUGAUGAAAAAUUCGUAAAUUUUAUGAAUCAACCUGAAUUCACAGAUAAUGUAUUGAAUUAUAAUAAUUAAAAUAGUUUUUAAAAUCUAAGCCAAAUACAUGUCAAUUUUGGAAGAAUGAAAAAUCAAUUAAAGAUAAGAAUCUAAAUGAGAUCUAUUUCUCCCCAUGUUCCCCAUAUAGUUUAGUGACUAAUUAGAAAACUAAGAAUUUGAUGAACAUAAAAGAUAUGACAUCUGUAUCAAAAUGA
Molecule: messenger RNA, 863 nt
Organism: Paramecium pentaurelia
Lineage: Eukaryota; Ciliophora; Oligohymenophorea; Peniculida; Parameciidae
Source: the annotation of a GenBank genome assembly